AUGGAGCCAUUUCAAAAUUCUAGGCAUAUUCAGAGAUACAAAAGAAGAUUGGGGAUGCACUACGUCAACUACAAUGUGAAUGGUCAAAUUUGGGUGUUUGUGAAGCAACACGUUCAUGUAGGAGUUAUAGCUGACUCGGAGCAACAGUUAACUUUACAACUCACUCUGGAAAAUGGGGAGCAACUUUUGGUAUCUGUUGUAUAUGCAAAAUGUUCUGCUAUUGAGAGACUUUCUCUCUGGGAUGAGAUAUUCACAAUAAGCCAAGAAUAUGUUGUCCCCUGGAUGAUCGGGGGUGAUUUUAAUGUGAUAUUGCGUGAAGAAGAAAAGAUUGGUGGUUUACCAGUAUAUCCCCAGGAGUAUGAAGAUUUUGCUGAAUGUUUAAAUGCAAGUGGUUUGGCUGAUAUUACUUUCUCAGGAAACCCUUUCACCUGGUGGAAUGGUAGGGUAGAUGGGGAAUGCAUUUUUAAGAGAUUGGAUAGGGUAGUGGUGAAUAAUUAUUUCUGGAUUCAUAUGGCAAUUCAUGGGUUUCUCAAGUUUUGGACUGAAAGAGAGGAUUUUAAAGAAGUGGUGGAGCAGAACUGGGUGGCUGAGAGUUCAGAUGAUAUUUUUGUACAGCUUAAGCAGAAACAGAAGAGGACCAAGAAGGCUUUAGCCAAGUGGACAAUUAGAGAAGAGAUUGUGAAAUUGAAGAAGCAACUAUUUCUUGACGAUCCAUCACCCGCUAAUAGAAGUAUUCUUCAGAAGGCUUAUGCAGAGCUGAAGGUUUAUUUACACUUUGAAGAAGUGUUCUGGAGACAAAAAGCUAGUGUGCAGUGGUUUGAGGAAGGGGACAGGAACACUAAAUUUUUUUCACAGUUUAGUGAGAGGAAGAAGAAAGAGGCUUACAUGAGGAGAAUAAUUAAAUCUGAUAGCUCAUGGGAUGAAUCAAAAAAUGCGAUUGCAGAAGAAGGGGAAAAUGAUAUAUUGACCAAGUUACCUGAUGAGGCUGAGAUCAAGAGGUUAGUAUUUGAGUUAAAUGCAGAAAGCUCUUGUGGACCAGAUGAUUUUUCUGGUUGUUUUUAUCAAAACUGUUGGGACACUGUUGGUUUAGAUGUGAUAAAAGUAGUUUCAGGCUUUCUUCAAAGGAGCUACUUUACCUAA
Molecule: messenger RNA, 1140 nt
Organism: Solanum tuberosum (potato)
Lineage: Eukaryota; Viridiplantae; Streptophyta; Magnoliopsida; Solanales; Solanaceae
Exons: 4
Coding region: 1-1140 (379 amino acids)
Biological process (GO): nucleocytoplasmic transport
Cellular component (GO): nuclear pore
Molecular function (GO): structural constituent of nuclear pore
Source: RefSeq, a predicted model, not a curated record